Messenger RNA from Malus domestica (apple), 1678 nucleotides. RefSeq names its product transcription factor RAX3. The record is from RefSeq and is a predicted model, not a curated record. NCBI's taxonomy places the organism in Eukaryota, Viridiplantae, Streptophyta, Magnoliopsida, Rosales, Rosaceae.
GAAAGAAAGACAAUGAGAUAAAACCCUGGUCUCCUGUUCUGGCAUUUCCAAUUUCUCUAAUAUUCUAAAGGCUCAUCCUUUUUUUAAAUUCACCUUUUCGAAUUUCUGUGACCCUUUCCAUGUCCUCAGCCCUCUCCCCAGCUCUCCAGCCAUUAUACUCUCCGAUAUAUUUUAUUAACAUUAUCAUAAACUUUAUCAAAUUUUCAUCAAGCGGUGAUCAUAAAGGGGAGCUAGCUUACACACACACACAUAUAUAUAUAUAGUGAAACCAGGCUCAUCACAACAUAACCCACACAAUAAGAAAAAAAGCCAAGUUAAAGUAAAAGCCAUGGGGAGAGCUCCUUGCUGUGACAAAGCCAACGUCAAGAAAGGCCCUUGGUCACCAGAAGAAGAUGCCACCCUCAAGGCUUACAUCGAGAAGCACGGCACCGGCGGCAACUGGAUUGCCUUGCCCCAGAAGAUAGGCUUAAGAAGGUGCGGCAAAAGCUGUCGACUUAGAUGGUUGAAUUAUCUCCGGCCUAAUAUCAAGCACGGCGGGUUCUCAGAGGAAGAAGAUAACAUCAUCUGCAGCUUCUACAUGAGUAUUGGAAGCAGGUGGUCUAUCAUUGCAGGCCAGUUACCAGGGCGAACGGACAACGAUAUUAAGAACUACUGGAACACAAGGCUGAAGAAAAAGCUUUUGGGCAGGCAGCGCAAACAACAACAGGUUCAGCAAAGUCGCCGCACGGCCAGCUUUAAGCAAGGGAUGAUCAAAAGAUCAGAAAAUAUUGCAAAUUUUAUUAAUAUCCCUGCUGGGUUUGACAACCAAAACCCUUAUGACUUGCCAGAGCUACCAGUAGUCCCAGUGACUAAUUAUCAAACACAUAACCCUCAACUCAUCAAGGAUCAGGCUUCCAUUAAGAAUAUGCUCAUCAAUCUUGGAGGAAGAUUUUCCCAUGAUUCUGACACUAACAAUACAAGUUUUCAGUACCCCAUCGAUAUUUUGUCAACCUCAUCCUCAGAUCAACAAUUUUAUCAGAGCUCCAUUAAUGUACUCAGUUGUACUUCAGCAGCCAACAACAAUAACUAUUCUCAAUUUCCAGGCACACACUGUGAUGCUAGUAACGGUACUGGGGGUUCAAGUAGUCCAACCAUGUUUCACGGGCUCAACGAUCAGAACAACAACCUACAGGUUGAUCAUCUUCACCCGCUAAGUGAACUGGAGAUUUACGACAACAAUUUUGCUCACCAACAUCAGCAAUUGGGUGGUUUUUAUUAUCAAGCCACCACGGAGACGUUGAACAAUGGUAGCACUGCAGGGACUAGUACUGCUUCUGCAGAGAGUGAAAUUAGUUGGGGAGACAUAAAUUCCCUGGUUUAUAGUACUCAAAUGGUUGCAGGCUAUGAAACCAGCUGCCCACAAGCAGUCACAGUACCACCAGGUCUUCCUACUGUUUUUGCAGAGUCGACCUUAUUGGGCCUCAAAUAACACCAAUGUACAUGCAUGGUAAUUAGGGUUAGAGGGUUGUAAAUUAAUUUGGUGUCUGAAUUCAGUAGGAUUUCUUUCCUUUUCAGUCAUACUUCUGUCUUUCUUAAUUGUUUUUUGGUAAUUCAUGAAUGAUGAUUCAACUGGGUGCUAGUGGAACACAAUACCUGCAUGACCUUUAACUGUACCACUAAGCAAAUAAAUUACAGGGGG